AUCGCUCAUCGGAAGUAGCGAGAACGGGAUGGUCUAUCGUUGAUCGUAGAGYUUCCAAGUUUUUUUGGGACAUUCUUUAAACAGAAUGAAAAUAUUUUUAGGGCUCCUAGCCCUGGGGAUCUUGGUCGCUUUUGGAUCGGCAAAGCCUUCGAUAAGGAAAGAAUCGGCUUACUCCAGUGACUCCGACAGGACCCUUAUUCGAGUUCUUCGUUCGGACUUGGAAAAUGAGGAGCCAGUUGAACAUCACAAGAAAAACAAUAAUAAGAAGAGAUCAACGGAGGAGAAUUUAAAGAGAUCAAGAAGAGCCCAUGAGGAAGAUGAGUUCUUCCAGGCUCUUCUCUCAAGAUCUGCUAACACAAAGAAUGAGCAAAAGAGAUCAUUUGAUGAUAAUGGAGCCGAUAAUAAAGGGUAUAUCAUUCGUGACGAUUGGAAGGGGGAUUCCAAGAUAUCUGAUGCGGACAGGGCAGAAUUAGAGAAUCUAUUCAGCGCCAUCAAUGCUCCUGAAGAAACAAAACCCAAGGUCCAAGAAACAAGAAGCAUUAAAGAUCACGACGAAAAGAUGUACGACUUCGUCCAAUGGCUGGUUAGCCAAUCACCAUCUAAGUUCACCAAAUCUCUUUCGCGCAUCGUGGACUUGGAAACUUCGCUCUCCAACAUGAUCUAUAACAGUGAUUUCGUGAACAAGCUCAAAGCUCAGAAAGCUGCAAUGUUAUCAGAUAGCGUUUCUCACAACUCUACUGCCAAGAAUAAGUCGUCUGAAACCAAGGAACUGGACAUGCCAUUAGACGAUAAGGCAGCUAAGGAAAAGUUCUGCAAAACAAGGUGCUACGACAUCAACGUAGCCGGUAUCAACUGCCGUAUCAUCUGCCAUCCACCCCAUAUCGAUACUACCGGGGGUUUACAAAUGAUGCACCAAAUGCCGUAUCAACCCUGCACCAAUCCACAGUGUGGUAUGGGAGCUGGGCAAACGCCUUGUAGCCCACCUGGAUGCUAUCCCGGAGGAUAUGGUCAAACUGCCGGGUACCCCGGUAUGGCCGGGUAUCCAGCCCCAUAUGGCGGGGUCGUCCCACCUCAGACUGUCUACAAGCCACACCCAGCGACGAUGCACGCUCAUGGUAGCCAUCAUAGUCAUGGGAAACCUAAACUCAAGAAGCUCAAAAAGGGCAAAGCUGCCAAGGGUAAAAAGAAGAAGGGAGGCAAGAAUGUCCACGAUAAACACCCGGCACUUUCCAAACAGCACGAUGAUUCGUCGAAUKCUACAGAUUCUUCGUCGUCUGAGUCUACAGCAGCAGAAACACCGGACAUACCAUCAACUGAAGAAAUAGACUCAGAAUACGAAUACGAGGGACCUGGUGCCGAGAACGAAGUCGAUUAUGAGCAUCCUCACUGGAUUCAUCACCAGUCGUCAUUUAAAGAAGGAAUAGCUGGAACUGGUGGAGAAGAAGGGCUGGGAGGUGGUGGAGGAGGCGGAGGAGGAGGCGGAGGAGGAGGAGGUGGAGGUAAUGUCGGACCUGGAGUUAACGUCAAAUCUGGCAAAGGCAAACCUGCGUAUGGUCCAGUGACACUGAAUACCCUUGGUGCAACAGUACACAUAACCCCAAUGAGUUUCAGCUCCCCUGGAGGUCCCGUUAUGAAUCCCGCAGGGAUCGGCAUUGGGCCCCCUCAGCCUAACAUGGCAAUGGCACCACUCUUACCUCAAGUACCCCAUUCUGGGUACCCUCAACAAUCUGGGUACGCAUUGCAACCUAUCUAUCCGCCAAAGCAAGAUGAACCAAAGGACAAGGAGAAGGAUAUGGCUAAGGCCACUGGCCGCUCAUUUAAACCAAUGCCUAGCGACUGCUCGGAUUAUGCUACAGAGAGAUGCCGAGUUUUCCUCGACUGGCCAACAGACGAGAACAACGAAAUCAAGGCUUCUCUGAGAUUCAAGCAAAACUGGCACCCAGACUACCGCAACAAGAACUCAGCCAAGUACAAGAUUUUUAAAGCUGAGAUCGAGAAAGCACUUUAUGAUGCUUACACACAAGAUCCUAACUUCUCCAAGGCAACAGUCACAAGCUUCAGCGAAGAGGAUAUGAAAACAGCAGCAAAUUUCAAGCUGCAGUUCAUCCAGGCUGAGAAUGGCGCCCUCAGAUAUCUAUCUCGUGCCAUUUCCAACAACUAUCUUCAGGCCAUGCCAGUCUUCAGUUCUACCUUGUUAAGAAAUGGGAUGAAACAUUUCCGUCGUCAGUUCGUCCCAAGGCAAAAAGAACUGGACAAGUUACCUUCAAAGGAGCCAAAGAAACAAGAGAAAACUGUUAAGAAACACAAAAGCAGUGGACUUUUGGAUUCUGAAUCGGAAUCUUACCAAGGCUGCUUUAGAGACAAAAAGCCAGAACGCGAUCUCCCUGUCAGAUUCUCCAAGUUCGCCAUGACACCUGAGUGGUGCGUUGGUCGAUGCAAGUUAGCCGGGUACAAGUUUGCAGGUCUUCAGUAUGCCUAUCUUUGCUUCUGCGGGAACAAGUACGGUAAAUACGGCAUGGUCGAUGACAGCGAAUGCAGCAGCAAAUGUUACGGCGAUAAAUCAAGAUUCUGCGGUUCUUUCUGGCAUAGCUCUGUGUAUUCCAUUGAUGGUCAAAAACAUGACGUCGCCGAGUUCAAGAAUAACAAGGACGACGAUGAAGACGAAGAAGAUGACGGAUCUGCGAAGGAAGACCCAGAAAAGAAGAUAACUGAUGAAGGUCAUGUCGAAGUUGCAACUCAUCUCAUGAAAGCUGCUGAAGCCGCCUUGAAAGCUGCCAAGAAACUAUUACCUCAGGGAAAGAAAGAAAAACGCAUGGCGGAAACAGAAUUGGAGCAAGAGAAAGCUAAGGCCAUCACAGCUUUAGGAGCUGCACAAGACUUGAUGGAAUCCAACGAAAAAGAGUUACAGGUCAAGAAGCGCCAAGCUGAUUUGAAUGAAGGCCGCGAUCUUCUGGUCUCUUAUCUAGGCAACGUUGGUGGAUAUGACAGGCAGUAUCGUGACGUAGAGAGUCAAGAAGAGGGGGCAGAAAAUGAGCGCAAGUUCGAAUACCGUCGAAUGGUGAUCGAUGAGUCAGGAGAUGGAGAAUUCGUCGAGAAGGACGACAGCAAAACCAAAAAACGCCGCAAGCGAACAACCUCUACUAUUGCUGGCGAGUCCAAUGAAGCUAAGAAGAGAAGACGAAGGUCCGUGCUUGAAGAGGAACCCACGGGUAAAAAGAUUGAGAAGAAACACAAAUCACCUGUACCCGAGACUAAGUAUCUUGAAGACACAAAACAAAAGGUGGUAACCGUACCGGAACCAAAGGUUGAGACAAAAACCGCUGACCAGACAAAGGUUGAGACAAAAACCGCUGACCAGCCAAAGGUUGAGGCAAAAACUGCUGUCAAGCAAGAGAAAAAGCCUGUGGUAGCCGAUGUGCCAAAGACAACCCAAAAGGAAGAAAGUGUGGAGGAAAAGAAAGAAAACGACAAGAGUAACAAAGUACGAAAGAGCAGAUCCGUUGACGAAGAAGAAGAAGGAGUGCAGUUGAUAAGAACAAGACGUGAACUGACUGAAAAACCUGUGGAGGAGGAAAAGCAGAAAGAGAAAAGGACAAAUAGGAAGAGAGAUAUCGAACAGGAGAAAGAAAAGACCAAGAAAGACAAGCGUGAUAUCUGGUUGGAUGAUUCUAAAGUCGAUAAAAUGAAGAAUCAUAUUAACCAAGGUAUCAAGUCUUCCAUGGCAAUCAUCCUGGAUAUCUUCAAAGAAAAGAAGACAAUAGAGGCCUUCAGACAAGCAAUUCUAAAGUUGAAGGAAGAUGUUGCGGGGUUGCUCUCUGUUCCCGAGUACCAAAAGUCUGAAGUCAAGGCUAAAAUCAGGGAAAUUAUCGACAAAAAUCUACCUAAAGAAGCUAGUGCAUUCAUCAAGAAGCUUCGACAUAAGAUCGGGGAUUACGGUGCCACACACGUAGUCGUUGCUCCCCAGGCCUCCGAGGCCGAGAAGGCCAUCCUCGACCUUCCUGUCCUCAAAGAAGACGCCAAGAAAGCCAAGAAACAUAUUAGAAAACGAAGCGCUGAGCUAAGCGAAGAGAUCAAGAAAGCAGCUUUUGACAAUCUGCCGAGUAUCUUAAAAGAACACUUUAAAAGAAACACCAAUGAGAAGUCCGCUGACAAAAAGAAACGCAGCCUCAAAUCGCAUUAAUAAAAUGCUAAGGGAUUUUAGAUGUUAUAGUACGAGUACUUUAAUAUAUAAGUACGAUAGGGUGAAUUGGAUUCGAUGCAUGAUUUUUUUUUUGAGAUCUAUAAAACGUUCCGUGGCUAUUGGUUACGGUUACCACGGAUUCGACUAACUCGUAUACUGUUGCUAUGGAUACUAGGGAUCAAUAUAGCAUCUUUGAAGAUAAGUUGAGUUUAGCUUAUAAAAAUCGAUUUUUUUCUAUAAAGGUUUGAAGGGGAGUGAUCCCUAUCCAAAAGCUAAGCUCUCUCAUCUGUGUUGUUAUUAGCAAUUCCAAGUUUGAUGGAAAAGACUGGGUCGAGUUUACAUUGCAGUGCAUUGUGGGGCUGUUUUAGGGGACAUAUUUCCAAGAUGUCGUCUAGUUUCGUCCCCUAAAGCAGUCCCACAAUGCACUGCAAUGCAAACUCGACCCAGUCUUUUCCCUCCGCCUCGGAAGUGCUAAUAGACCAUUGUCACGUGGAAGCCAUGUUAAUUCGAGGCUACAAGAGGAAAAUUCUUUUGAUCCAGGCAACAUGGCUGCCUUGUGAAAACGGUCCACACUAUGACUGCUUGUUCAAUUUGAAUGAGAUCUCUUGGAUCUGUGACGUGUACGAUGAAGUAUCGAAUCAACACUUUCAAAGCUACCAGGGUGAAUCCUAUUAUAAAUAGUAAUAACUAUUAAUAACUAUUAAUACAAGAGCUGCCGUUAUGUAUACAUCGCGGCUUUCGCGAAACAAUUCAAGCUUUAAAAAGCUUUUUAAAAUACAGGCUGCGGAUGGUUUGGACAAUCGGUUCUUUUUCGAWAAGUAAUCGACUUCUCGUCGACACUAAUCGAUAUUUUAUCGCCGGGAAGGGUUUCUUUCUAACAAAAAUUAUCAAGCGUGUGAGCUAUAAUAUGUAUAUCAAGGCAUUUAAAACCACGUGAUAGUGGAAAAUCACGUGACCAGUGGGUUAACAUUUGACAUUAAUUUGAAUAAUUUAAUUCGUUGCGUGCAUUCUACUGCUUUAUGAAAUACCAGAAGACCUAAGUCGAUUUCACGCGAGGCAACAUGUCACGCGGUUUUGACACGUGGUCACGUGGUAGGCACCAAGGGUGUAUUAUAGCUUUUAUCAUAUUUGCAUUAAUUUUAAAAGAUUAGAUUUUCUCACUUGUAAAAUACACGACUCAAACAAAUAUUCAUUGAAAAUAAACURUUMAUUUUUCUUUCCUUA
Molecule: messenger RNA, 5404 nt
Organism: Actinia tenebrosa (Australian red waratah sea anemone)
Lineage: Eukaryota; Metazoa; Cnidaria; Anthozoa; Actiniaria; Actiniidae
Cellular component (GO): plasma membrane
Source: RefSeq, a predicted model, not a curated record